AACACAUAGGUGCACUGUUUGGAUUCACCAUCACACCUCUGGUUUUGGUCAUCCUUGGUGUGUUUGGUGUCUGUAAAAAGAAGAAGUGGGCUCUCAUAGUGUUUACAGUUGGAAUGAUCCUGAUGAGCCUGAUUCUGUUCCCUUCCGCAGUCUUUGUAUUGGCUGGUAAGUCUCAGCUCAUUGAAGAGUUUGGGAAUCAAUACAGGGACGUUGGACCACUGUCUGAAAGUCGGGAAUUUCAACAAAAUUUAUUAGAACAACAGAAAAAAUUUCAAUGCUGUGGAUUAGCUCAGGGCUACAUGGACUGGGGCCACGACAUCCCAGACACUUGCGAAUGCACUGGCAGCGCAACUAGUAAUCCAUGUGUGGAGCUCAACACCAAAUCCAACAGCGUCAGAAUGGUUUAUGAAAAGCCAUGUCUUCCAUACUUGAUGGAAGACUAUGAAUGGUUCGUCACUGUAUUUGGAGGGAUAGCGAUGGCAUUCGUGUUACUCUGGAUGCUGUCUGUGGUGUUGAGUAUCGUCAUCUUGUGUAAGUUGUGCCAGAAGGAAGAUGCUCCAGCAGUGGUCUACCACACAGGAGAAAACUGAAGUAACUUUCUUUUUAAAAUUUCUUUCCUUUCCUUUUUUGGCUGCACUGCUAUGUAUUUUUUUUUCUCUCUCUUCCACUGUAUAUAUUGUGGCUUUUGCACUCAAAUGUAUCAGUGCAUUUUUUUAUUUUUCAUGUCUAAAGCCUAUCUAUACAGUAACACAAAGCUGGUGGUGCCCUGAGACUUUUGCAUAGUAUUGUAUGUACAGUGUAUGUGUAUACAAACACAACACAGCUUUGCAAUUUAUCAGUGCCUUUUCUAUUCCACACCUCAUUAAAACUUUUAAUGUGCUGUUUCAGGACAUUAAGACAAGAAGUCCUGUAUGUAUGGGACUUUUCACUUGACAUUUCUCUAAAACUGUAAAGUACGUUUGGAAAUGUUUGUUUUAAUGACAUAUCAAAUUUGAAAAUGUUUUCGAUUAAAAAGUGCCAAUGUGUGGGAUUUUUCACUUGAAAUUUCCUCUAAAGAUGUACAGUAAAAGUCUGAUUCACAGUAUGCUAGUUGUCAUACAUAGAUGUCCUGAACACAACUUUCGGUCUUUUCCUGAACUGAUUUACAUCUCAAACUUGAGAAUUAUUUCAAUUAAAAAGUGCCAAUAUGGGACUUUUAACUUGAAAUUUCCAUAAAACUCAUUUCUAGUAUGCUAGUAGCAUGGCUAGUAGUCAUAGGCUACUGUAGAUGUCCUGAACACAACUUUAGCAAUCUUUACCUGAACGUAUGGAAUUUUUUGUUUUAAUUAAAGUGUUUUCGAUGAAAA
Solea solea (common sole) is the source of this 1346-nucleotide messenger RNA. RefSeq names its product tetraspanin-8-like. The coding region runs from base 114 to 590 and encodes 158 amino acids. NCBI's taxonomy places the organism in Eukaryota, Metazoa, Chordata, Actinopteri, Pleuronectiformes, Soleidae. The transcript has 7 exons. The record is from RefSeq and is a predicted model, not a curated record. Gene Ontology annotation, cellular component: membrane.